This is a messenger RNA of Bursaphelenchus xylophilus (pine wood nematode), 522 nucleotides long. The record is from the annotation of a GenBank genome assembly. Lineage: Eukaryota; Metazoa; Nematoda; Chromadorea; Rhabditida; Aphelenchoididae.
AUGGCCUUGAUCAUGAGGGAUAUGGUCAUCAUGGUCUUGAACACUAUGGAGAUCAUCAUGGUCUGGAGCAUGAAGGCUAUGGCCAUCAUGGUCUUGAACAUCAUGGCCUUGAGCAUCAUGGAGACCAUCACGGAUACGGUCAUGGUAUUGAACAUCAUGGCUUCGAACAUGGACAUCAUGGACUCGAACACUAUGGCUUGGACCAUCACGGAGAACAUCAUGGACUUGAACAUGACGGAUAUGGUCAUCAUGGCUUGGAACAUCAUGGCUUAGAGCAUCAUGGGGACCAUCACGGAUACGGUCAUGGUCUAGAACAUCACGGAUUUGAACAUGGACGUCAUGGACUUGAUCAUCACGGAUUUGAACAUGGAGAUCAUCAUGGUCUUGAACAUGGUCACCACGGAUUCGAACAUGGUCAUCAUGGCCUUGAACAUGGCUUCGGACAUCAUGGAGAUCAUUUCUAAGCCAAUCACACUUAAAAUUCAUAAUGCUGGAGUUCAAUUUGGAUUCGCAUUUGAUUAG